Cooperia oncophora is the source of this 420-nucleotide messenger RNA. Lineage: Eukaryota; Metazoa; Nematoda; Chromadorea; Rhabditida; Trichostrongylidae. The record is from the annotation of a GenBank genome assembly.
AUGGCUGCUCUGGCCUCAGUAAGGUGUGUUGCGGGCGACCGCCCGUCCACCUCGAACGAGGCAACAGCAUCGCCCGUGGAUCGACCAUCAACAUCAGGGGCCAGCAGCAAUCCUCGCCCUCGUCAAAGGGUAAAUCUUACGGGCGAGCUGUUUCGUGGAGCUCUGGAGGAAAGUAAGCAAGGAGUUUACAAGGUGAUAAGGUACCCGAUACCAGGUCAGACCUUGUGUUAUUUGUUUGAGCACCUGCGAACAACGACGCAAGGCAACGUCGUGUACCGCUGCACGGGCUGCCGGAAGAGUGGGAAGACCGUCAGCAUUGCGGUGGUCAAUGAAUACAACCUCGUUGGCGAUCCCGUGCACCUGCCGCACAUCUGCAUGCCAUGGAGGAACUCGAAGGAGCGAGUAGACCGUAUGGCAUAG